UGAAAAUGCAAAGGAGAAAUAGCCGUGCAGUGGAAUGCGACCUUCGAACAAACAGUGUUCCUUCAAGUUUAUAUUGGAAUAUUGAAGAAGUUGCGCAAUGGAUAGAAGAAUUAGGAUUUCCUCAAUACAGUGUAUGCUUCCGCCAAAAUUUUAUAAAUGGAAGAAAACUUAUUGCAAUUGAUGGUUCUGCACUUCCGAACAUGGGGAUCAACGACUAUGAACAUAUCAAGAAAAUAACAGAAGCAAUCCGAGACCUAUUAGGGAUUGAAAAAGUGAAGAAAAAGGAAAUAGCUAUGAAAGAUCCAAGAUAUGCUUAUAUGGAGAUCAAACGAAAAAGUGGGACAGUGACCGAUCAUUUAACAUACAAAGAAUUUCUGAGAACAAAUAAAAUGCUCUUCCCUGACCAUGUUAAGAAAAUGUCAAUUUGAAUGUUUUGUUCUUGUUUGUUUUUGCUUUUAUUCUUUUAAUUGUCUGCAUUUUUUAACACGUUGUUGGAACUUUCUUUAGUGUUGUUCGAUCAUGAUAAUAUUUAAGACUUAUUAUAUAAGUAAGCAUUUUUAGAAAAAAAAAUAAAA
Mytilus californianus (California mussel) is the source of this 575-nucleotide messenger RNA. RefSeq names its product sterile alpha motif domain-containing protein 15-like. The coding region runs from base 6 to 428 and encodes 140 amino acids. The record is from RefSeq and is a predicted model, not a curated record. Gene Ontology annotation, molecular function: protein binding. The transcript has 3 exons. NCBI's taxonomy places the organism in Eukaryota, Metazoa, Mollusca, Bivalvia, Mytilida, Mytilidae.